AUGUCGACUCUCUGCCGCGUCUUCGUGACUCCAAAGCCCCCGCUUCCCGGUAAGAGUACCCGCGACGACUUGGGUCGCCUUCGACUUUUAUAUCUCGCGGCCUUCCCCGGCUGGCCAUCUGACCUUACUGAUGGGGUUCUCGCCGCACAGUUCCGCGCUGGUGCACUCGACGACAACUUCUGUCACAAACUCACCAAGAAACCCAAGAUCCCGUCAGAGGAUCUUUUGAUUUUUGUUCAACAGUACGAGGAGCAAUUUCGCCUCUCGCUAACUACUCCUUUUUUUCUCUGCAUCGGUCGUUCAGUGAAAGGAGACUUGCUCGGUGGCGACCCAAACCUUUCAAAAUUUUACGCAGCCGCUCCGGGGACGUUAGACUCGUGCAGCCUAAAUAGCGACUGUGUACCUCCCUGUGCCGACUGUGAUAUCUAA
This is a messenger RNA of Dibothriocephalus latus, 429 nucleotides long. NCBI's taxonomy places the organism in Eukaryota, Metazoa, Platyhelminthes, Cestoda, Diphyllobothriidea, Diphyllobothriidae. The record is from the annotation of a GenBank genome assembly.